Molecule: messenger RNA, 756 nt
Organism: Puma concolor (puma)
Lineage: Eukaryota; Metazoa; Chordata; Mammalia; Carnivora; Felidae
Source: RefSeq, a predicted model, not a curated record
GUGCCUACCUGACCCACCAGCAGAAGGUGUUGCGGCUUUAUAAGCGGGCGCUGCGCCACCUGGAGUCGUAUUGUGUCCACAGGUUCUUUGCUGGCUACUGAAUAAAUAAAAAUUAGUAAGUCCUCUUUCUCCGCUGUAGCAGCUCAUGGGUUAAUGCGGAAGAUGGACAUGUAAACAGAUAACAGAGAAUUACCAGUCUUACAAAGAUGAAGGAUUCAGGGACAAAUACCGCUACUUUGCUUGUUUGCUGAGAGCUCGGUUUGAAGAACAUAAGAAUGAAAAGGAUAUGGUGAAGGCCACCCAACUGCUGAGGGAGGCAGAGGAAGAAUUCUGGCACAAUCAGCACCCUCAGCCGUACGUCUUCCCCGAGUCUCCAGGAGGGACCUCCUACGAGAGAUAUGAGUGCUACAAGGUUCCUGAGUGGUGCUUAGACGACUGGCAUCCAUCCGAGAAGGCGAUGUAUCCAGACUACUUUGCCAAGAGAGAGCAGUGGAAGAAGCUGCGGAGGGAGAGCUGGGAGCGGGAGGUCAAGCAGCUGCAGGAGGAAACCCCACCCGGCGGUCCCAACACUGAAGCUUUGCCCCCGGCCCGAAAGGAAGGCGAUUUGCCCCCCCUGUGGUGGCAUAUUGUGACUAGGCCCCGGGAGCGGCCCAUGUAGAGAGAGAGGAAGACGCCUCGCCUGUCACGCUUGCGAGUGAAAUAAGUUACAGAACGGGCACACACGUGCCGUAAUAAAAAUAACUCCAUGUGGUGUGA